AAAAUUUGGCGUCGUCGGGAGGCUGGUCAGGCAGAAAGGGUCUUCGACUUCCUCCGGCGAGGUCUCUUGAAGAGUCAUCCACAGAGAUAUUGAGAGAGAGAGAGAGAGGCAGAGGGCGCGCGACGCCACAAGAGCACGACAAGCGCCCGUGGUGAAGGGAAUUAUCGUGUCUCCUGAUCCGUGGGCGCCGCGGUCGCUGUCCGCGAGGACCGCAGCGCAAAUCGGAAGAGGACAAGAGAGAGAGGGAGAUCGACAACCCUGCCUUUUCUGACGUUGGGAAAAACAACACCAGAAGGGCGAGAGGCGGUUGGACGAGAAAGCCAGCAGCAGCAGCAGCAGCAGCAGCAGCAGGAGGAGGAGGAGAAGCAGCAGAAUACCGAGUGUUUGGGGCGUGGAACGCGCGCAGCAGUAGGCACAGGAGGAGAAGAAAGCGCCACGAUAGCGCAAGCAGGCGAGAGACAGCACCUCGAAACCAACCGUGCGUCCGUCGGUGCUAUGGUCCCGAAAACGGAAUUGGAUGCGGGUCACGACGACACGGCAUCGACCGGUAGCUCUGCGUACGACCAGGGGCAACAGCACCUUCGUGCCAGCGAGGGGCGCAGAAUCCAGCGUGCAGCCGCCGCGAAGGCUGUCGACCGCAGCAAGCGCGUCGCGGAGAUGAUUCUGGAGUGCAACGAGGGCGGGGAAAUCGGGAACGACGAGGAGGGAGGGAAGGGCGGCGGGGGCGACGCUGCUGCUGGCGCUUCAGCAGAUGCUGCUGCUGUUGUUGAGGAGUUUGCGGAAGAGGACUUCGAUGGCGGCGGCGGCGGCGGGGGCAGCAACUUGCUUUACCGCAGGAAGCCCAUCAAGACCAGGUGGUCGGCGGCAGAGGACGCGCAGCUCAAGAAGCUCGUGGAUUCAAAUGGCUCGGGGAACUGGAGAGUGGUGGCCGAUAGUAUCCCCGGAAAGACGGACAUGCAGUGCUUCCACCGCUGGACCAAGGUCUUCAACGGCGGCACGAAGGGGCCCUGGUCCCCCGAAGACGAUGCGCGCGUGGCGGAGCUCGUGGGUCAGAUCGGCGCAAAGAAGUGGAGCUGCAUCGCCGCUCAGCUCCCCGGCCGCACCGGCAAGCAGUGCCGCGAGCGCUGGCACAACCACCUGAAUCCGCACAUCAGUAAAGUUCCCUGGAGCGAGCACGAGGACCACACAAUCCUGAUCCAGCACCAGAAGCUCGGCAACAAGUGGGCGGAGAUCGCGAAGGUGAUGCCCGGGCGAACAGACAACGCUAUCAAGAACCACUGGAACUCCUCCAUGAAGCGGAAGGCGGAGAUCGUGUUCGCCCGCACCGAUCUCACCCCGAGCAGCCCAGAGUUUGAGGGCCACGGGUUCAAAAACGUGAUCGAUAUCGCCUUGGCCGCUGUGAGGGGCAGGAUUACCGUGAGCAACCCGAACGAGCCUGCAACACGCCGAGGACGCCCUCCGCGCAAGCGCAUCGAAGUCGACGGGGUGGCACAGCCUGCCACCUCCAAAUCCCGGCAGCCGGCCAACGCUUCCAAACCGCAAGCGACGGCCACCGCGACCGCCACCGUUAGUGCGUCGCCUUCCUCGUCUGCCGCAGCGAGCUUUGCCCGAGCACAGGCUGCUGCCGCCGCCACCGCCGCCGCCGCGGUGGCGCCAGCAGCGAGCGCUGCCGCACCUCCGCCGGCAAGCCGCGCCAGCGGUGCAGGCCGCGGGCGCCCUGCUGUCGGCACCAUUGGCGAACCCGGCUCUGCGAGUCGGAGCCGCCGUCGGGGACAGCAGCCGAGGCAGGCCGACAGCAGCGAGGACGAAAUGGGCGACAACGCGCAGGCGUCAGCGGGGAAGGGGCGCGGGAAGGGGGUACGAGGCCCCAGGAAGCAGCCCAAGCGAGGCCGCCGGCGUGCUGGUGCGGGCGGCGACGGGGCCAAGCAUCCCAGUCGAAGCAGUUCGAGCGCUGAGUCGGAGGAGUCGUUUGCUGAUGGGCAGGCGCGGGCGGGUUGGGAGCCGCUGACGCCGGACAAGAGAUUGCGCGCCGCUGGAUCUUCUCCGAUGGGGGUCAUGACUGGCUUGAGCAAGCGUAUCCACGACGUGAGCUUCAAAGACCGAGGGAGUGCCUCGCCCAGCCUCCACAGCUUCUUCCCCAACACUCCUGGAGGCACGGGCAUGUCUCAGUACUCCUCGUUGAACGAUACGCACUCUCCUGCGGCGUUGAUCACCGCCGCCGCGGCAACAGACGUGACGUUGCCCGCAUGGGACACUCCGAAGAACAUUCGUUGGCAGCCCGGCGGCAUUCGCGGGUUCCACGGGGGCCCGGCUAGCGGCGGCGGCGGCAUCGGCAGCGGCGGGGGCCCUGCGGCCGACACACCCGACGUGUCCCCCCUCUGGGACGGGCGGCACAACGGGGCGUCCCCCGCUCUGUCGGCCAUCACCGCGGCCGACAUCUCGCCGUACCAUGUCGAAGACGCGACGUUGCGUACGCCCGGCGGAGGGAGAAGAGGGGGCAAUGACGGGGGUAACGAUGCGGACGACACUCGAGACGAGUUCAUGGACAUCAGCUCCGCCGCGCGCGACCUGAGGGAGUUCAAGGCCAGCGCAGGUGGCAACCGUGCGCCUUUGUCGGCGGAGGCCGGUCGCGGGCGGUCAGGAGGCGUUCAGACCGGCAGGGGUAAGGGUUCGCCCCGGAGCCGCUCGAGCCAAUCAACCACGAACCGCAUGUUCGGACCGGGUGGGUCUAACAUCGGCGGCAGCCCCGCGGAGGAUUCACCGUCGUACCACAUGAUGGCUGGCUGCGAGAGCGACGGUUGUAUGAGCGACAACGACCAAUCCUUCCUGCCGAAGCGCAAGCUGGACCAGCUGGCCGCCACCCCCAACUCCCGCAGCAGCGGCGGCGGCGACGUCGACGGCUUCUUCGCCUCCGGCUCAAGCCCGGAAGACGGCUCCGGCGGUGUCAGCGGUGGCUACCAAGUGCGAGACGCUCGGGCGGGCGGCGGAGCGGCUGUGACCCCGGUCGUCAAGCGCCGCGCCAUCCUAUACGACAGGAGCCCCGCCGAGAACAACAACGGCGGCAAGUCUAGUGGCGGAACCAACGCCGCGGCGACCGGCGCUUCUGGCGCGGGCGCUGACGCCGGCGCGGCUGCCGCUACAGCCGCCACCGCGGCUACUAACGAUUCGGAGGCUGCGGCCGCGGCGGCCUCAGCGCUGCUCGCGGUGCGAUCUUCCGAUGGCCCGAAGAGGACCGGGGGUAUCGGACGCGACGCUGGCUCGCCCCCGGCGCCGGCGACGCUGUCACUUAUGGACUUCUGCCGGUCCAGCCCCGCAACGACUCUCAUGUCGUAAGCGCCCGUUACGCCAACAAAAUGCAUCUCUCAAUUUUACGGAUGGUGGUGUGCGUUACAUACAUAGACGCAUUUGGCAAGCUCGUGGCGGGUAGGUGGGUACCGAGAGGCGAGAUAUGGAGCGUCGUUUAGGGGGGCAUAGAGCGUGUUUUAUGGUAAUCUUAAAGGAAAAAAUGAUGCGGGUCAGGAUGGAGCCAACCUAAGGCUGCCUGGUGUAGGCCUUUGAGGUAUCCCGUGGUCGUGCGCUGAGUUUGUGCAGGGCAGGUCCCGCGUAAAGCAAGAAGUAAUGUAGCAACCCCCACCCCUUGUCUAUUCUCCGGGCUGCACGUGUGUGAAGCCUGUGGUUUUUCGCCAUGUUUGAGUUUUGUCGCUCGGUCCACGGGCCGUGGCGCGAAUCACGCAACAGGUGUGUACAGUUCACGUAUCUAGACAGCAAAAUCACCGACCACAGAUGCACCAGGCGAAUGAAGGUGGUGGCUGCGUACUUUUCGGCCGGCCCGAAGGGUGCCGUAGUAUCUAUCACGUGACAUUCGGAUUGUUGUCGGUCUUUGGAUGUUUCUCGUCAGUGUUUUUUUCUGUCGUGUGUUCUUGUGAGCCGUCUCGUGUUGAUACCUACGUUUCGUUCAUUUUCUUGUCUUGUGGCCGAUGCGCUCAUGUCUCUGGGAUCCUCGGCUUGUCAAAUUAUCUGUUCGUUCGAGCGUCGAGUUAUGUAUCGAUCUGGCAAUCCUUCGGGGAGGCCGAACCGCUCAACAGCAGGCGUUGGACGGCUUAGGAAGGGUAAUCAGGGUGUAGAAGGUUUGUGUUUACUUUUUUCGGGGGUUGUGCGGCCAAAUUCUUACAACUUUGUGUGUGAACAUUGCGGGAUUCGGCAGCUCACUUAAGGCUGUGCGACGUCCGUAUGUGGUUGAUGCGAGUGCUGUCUUUCAUGGCGUGUCCCAGGGUUGAACGAUUGUCAUUGACGUCUUUUGCGAUAUUUUGCCCUACUAUCUGAUGAUGUAUUUGAUGAUGGCGGCGACAAAACAAAAAAAGAGGUGUAAUUGAGUUGGAAGUUCACGUGGUAUGACGGACGAGCAACGACGGGGUGCAUAUUUGGUCCUCUGUGGCUGUGUAGACAAGAAACUCAUUUUUAUGCGUUAGAUGCUUCCCAUGCCGCGUCCUUGGUUGGUUGGUAUGUAUUGAUGAAGCUCCGAUCGCAUCUGGCGGGGAGGGAGUUGGUGGCCUGAGCGGAGUGCUACAAAAGCCGAGUUUUCCGUUGUGGCAGUCGGUCAUUAUCUAGUGAUAUUCUUGGUUUGUUUAGCCGGUCAAGGCUUCGGUUUUUGUGACUUUUUGCGUGGGGAAGAAUACUUUCGAGUUAUGGUUUACAGUCCUCUCUCUUUGGCUGACUUGCUUUUUCGGCGUUGCAUGUCGAUGUGUGUUUUCGUGUUUUCCUUGUGUUUGAGGUGUGCGCAGCCUCAGAAAACGGCUCUUGCGCUCUUGCCAUAGUCUUUGAAGGUGAGGUUAGGGGUGUACGGAAGCCCAACAAGAUUGUAUCGUGCUCUUCUUGGAAGUUAGUUCAUUCGUCGUCAAAACCCCCCAAGAUGGGGUAUCAAUAAACAACACAGGAGAACAGCAGCGUUUUCAAGCGCAUAUGACCACUUAGGACUCGAAGGCUUUUUCUUUUCAUGCUGAGACACCUGAUCAGACGGGCAUCACCCUGAAUUUCCCGCAGGUGCUGGGAAAAUUAGCAACGACACUGAUGCUUUCUGAUCAAACAUGCUCUUCUUUGCCUGCCGCGUUUGGCGCGUAAACCCUGCCCCUUGCACUCGGAACCAUCAUGUUCGUCAGCUCAACCAACAACAACGCCGCUACGAACGCCGAUACCGAAAUUGAUACAUGCCCAGAGGCUCGACUUCAUCGUCUUGGCUAGUCGUCGUCGAAGCGGAUCUUCUUGUUUGGACGAGCAGCGCCGCCGUCACCGCCUACUGCCCCUCUCCCUCGGACUCCGCGGCUAGCGGCGGUCCCUCCUGUCCCUGCAAACCCUCCUCGCCUUCCCCCGCCGCCACGCCCGUGCGGUAUCCAUGCCCGCCCGGUGCCUGUUACGUUCGCUUCACCCUUAGAUCUAUUGUUCCCCGCUGUGAAUCCUCGUCCCGUGCCCCGGCCACCAAAAGAAGACCGCCCUCGCCC
Molecule: messenger RNA, 5495 nt
Organism: Ectocarpus sp. CCAP 1310/34
Lineage: Eukaryota; Phaeophyceae; Ectocarpales; Ectocarpaceae
Source: the annotation of a GenBank genome assembly